This is a messenger RNA of Neopelma chrysocephalum (saffron-crested tyrant-manakin), 1605 nucleotides long. RefSeq names its product MINDY family member 4B (gene MINDY4B). Lineage: Eukaryota; Metazoa; Chordata; Aves; Passeriformes; Pipridae. The coding region runs from base 1 to 1335 and encodes 444 amino acids. Gene Ontology annotation, molecular function: K48-linked deubiquitinase activity; cysteine-type deubiquitinase activity. The record is from RefSeq and is a predicted model, not a curated record. The transcript is spliced from 12 exons. Gene Ontology annotation, biological process: protein K48-linked deubiquitination.
AUGGGUGACCGAGGGGCUGAGCAGGAGGCUGUGGGGGGUGACAGGGGGGCUGAACACGCCGCGCCGACAGAGCUGGAGGAGAUCGUCAGCAGAAUCUCUGAUCUGAACAAAUGGAGAGAAAUCUUUAGUUUCCGUGGCUUGGAAAUCAACAACACAAUUCAUCAGCGAGGCCGGGGCAGAGCUGCCGAUGGACCACCCGGAGCCGGGGAGCCCCCGGGGCCGCAGCCCCCCUCCACCAUCCCGCAGCCCCUCCUGCUCCCUCCGGGCACGGGCCGCCCCCUCUCCCCGGGCACGGCGAUGGGGCUGCAGAAGCUGCUGUUUGGGAACACAACCCCCCUGUUCAGCUGCGAGUGGGCAGCAGCACACUUCGGGUUCCACCAGCCACACUCUGACCUGGCCUACGCGCUGCAGGCAGGAAAGGGGGGAACAAGAGCUGUUCUGAUGGCUGUACAAGCACACAUCAUCACAUACCUGCUCUUCACAAGAGACACGGAAUAUACUCACCUGGACAGGCUGUGCCGGGUCGGGCAGCGGGAGCAGGGGCAGGCACUGGCCGUGGCCCUGGCACAGACCCUGUGGGCAGCAGGAGGAGGUGGCAGAGCCAUCGUCUGCCUCACCACCACGGCUGGCACCGUGAUGCCACACACAGGCUGCAGAGCAGAUGCCUUCAGGGACAGAAUCCGGCUCUUUGAGUUCUCAGAGAAAGCUGCAGCUCAGGAGUUCAUCUCCCACCAUGUAAACUGUUUCAGGUGUGAAGGAAGCCAUGGAGUGAUCCUAUUUUUAUACAGUUUACUUUUCUCUAGGACACUUGAAAGGGUCCAAGAGGAUUUGGGUGACACAGCUCCUCUGCUGAACGUCAGCUCUGGAAAUGUCACCUGCACAGAGGCCCUGCUCAGCCUCCUGCUGACGGGACGGGCGAGCCCCCGGGAGCUCGGCGGUGGGACCGGGGAGGCCCGGGGGCAGCGGGGCCCCGUGGGAUUCCUGCGCUGGGAGCGGGCGGCCGAGAGAGAGGUGAGCCCCGCGCUGCGCACCCCCCUCCUGCCCGUGUGGCUGUGCGGCGUCCCCGGCAGGAUCGGCGUCCUCUUCGGCACCGACCCCCGGCUGCUGUCCCACUGGAGAGCCGAGAGGAUCUUCCACCUGCACUUCUACAGCGGGCGGCAGCAGCAGACCCGGACGGCUCACCUGACCAUAGACACUCACUCGCAUCACUGGGAAGAGGCCCCAAAUGCAGACACCUGCAGCCCAGGGAAGAGGUGCCCAGCCCUGGAGAUGGUGAUCAGGACCAAGUGGGCAGGUGCCACCGUCAGCUGGAAUGGGACAGACCCCUUCUUCUGAGGAGUGAGCAGGAUGGAAUCUGCUCCUGAAGAGUGCUGGCAUCUCCCCUGCGCUGCAACUCCACUGGUCACUGCGGCGUGGAGGACAAAAACACCUCCCCAGAUCAAACAGCCCUUGGUGCUCUGAGGGGACACCCUGUUCAAAGGCAUCAUACCCACUGAGAGAGCGUGUGCAGGGGAGGAACAGUCACCAGCAACACUGCCCCACCACACACCUUUUCCAGGUGGUGGGACGCUGCUUCCCACGGUAGGAAAAGGAAAGAGUCAACCC